AUGAUGGCAUCCACCGACUCCUUCAUCCUUCACGACGACGUCUCUCCGUCCUCCGACAACGACGAUAUUGAUUCGCUGCCUUCAAUAUCCAGUAGCGUGCUGGACUCGGAAGAUGAAUCGGACGCGCAGGAGGAAUGGGAGCGCAGUCUCGAGCAGAUCCAAUUGCUGCUGACCAUGGUCAUUGUGCCAUUCGCCGGCAAAUACUUUGGCCGAAAGUUUGCGUAUUGGAGCUGGUCACGAUACAUGGAAUGGAUGCACAACGUCGAGGUGCGGUGGACGAACAAGCGCGGUUUCAAGGCCGCUGGUGCGGCAGAGGCUGCGGCGACAUUAUAA
Messenger RNA from Colletotrichum graminicola M1.001, 333 nucleotides. RefSeq lists its product as uncharacterized. Gene Ontology annotation, cellular component: mitochondrial outer membrane. Gene Ontology annotation, biological process: protein insertion into mitochondrial outer membrane; mitochondrial outer membrane translocase complex assembly. Lineage: Eukaryota; Fungi; Ascomycota; Sordariomycetes; Glomerellales; Glomerellaceae. The coding region runs from base 1 to 333 and encodes 110 amino acids. The record is from RefSeq and is a predicted model, not a curated record. The transcript is spliced from 2 exons.